Messenger RNA from Hippoglossus stenolepis (Pacific halibut), 4127 nucleotides. RefSeq names its product NACHT, LRR and PYD domains-containing protein 12-like. The coding region runs from base 209 to 3892 and encodes 1227 amino acids. The transcript has 11 exons. Gene Ontology annotation, molecular function: protein binding. Lineage: Eukaryota; Metazoa; Chordata; Actinopteri; Pleuronectiformes; Pleuronectidae. The record is from RefSeq and is a predicted model, not a curated record.
CUGUAAAACUUUAGAGAGCUCAACAGUAACUAGGGAACAUUUAUCAUCUCGAAAGUGAAACUGUAAGUGUGCAUUUAAAUCUGACUUUAGACUUUAGACUAGGGAACAUUUAUCAUCUCGAAAGUGAAACUGUAAGUGUGACUUUAGACCGAGGGUGGAUGCACAACAGAAGGACUGGUUUAUGGCAUGAUUCAAACGGAGAAGAGAUAUGGCGCGGGUCCCGGAGCUGAUCUUGGAAACCUUCGAGGAGCUUGUUGAUAAAGAGCUGAGGACUUUCCAGUGGUAUCUUUACAGUAAUGUUCUUGAAGAAUUCCCUCAUAUUCCAAAGUCUAAGCUUGAUGGAGUGGACAGGCCGGGCACUGUGGAUCUUCUGGUACAGACAUACGGCUACGACGAUGCUGUUACUGUCACAGUGGACAUACUGACGAGGAUGCAACUAAAACUGUGGGCUGACACAGUAAAGAAGAAGUAUGAGGAAGUUUCAAGCAAUCCAAUAAGCAAUGAAAUCAACCACCAUGCAAUCCAAGACAAACUGAAAUCCACUCUGCGGGAGAAGUACCAAAACAUAUAUGAGGGGAACGCAGAUGAAGGGGACACUGUCUUCCUCAACAAAAUCUACACUGAACUGCGCCUGAUCGAAGGAGCCUGGGGAGGCUUCAGCACGGAGCAUGAGGUCAGACAGCAGAGGUUCCACCAUGCGACAACAGAGGAGACUAUAAUAAAAGCCAGCAACAUUUUCAAACCCAACUCCAAACAAGAGAAACGAAUAAGAACCGUGCUCACCCAGGGUAUCCCAGGAGUGGGCAAAACUGUCUGUGUGCAGAAGUUUACCCUGAGCUGGGCAGAAGGAGAGGAAAAUCAGGACAUCGCCUUCCUCUUUCCACUUCCUUUCCGGGAACUGAAUCCCAACAUUGGGGAAGUGGACUACAGUCUCAUGCAGCUACUCCACCAGUUCUUCCCUGACAUGAAAUCCCUUGAGACGCUGGGGAAUGAAUGCAGAGUCUUGUUCAUCUUUGACGGCCUCGACGAGACCCUCCUGCCUCUGAACUUCAAGCACAACAAGGUCCUGAGAGACGAGACGGAGCCAGCUUCCCUGGAUGUCUUGAUCACAAACCUCAUCACUGGGGAUCUGCUCGGGAACGCCCUCAUCUGGAUCACGUCCAGACCUGCCGCAGCCAGCCGCAUCCCUCGAAAACACAUCCACCAGUGGACCGAGGUCAAGGGCUUUGCUGACGAACAGAGGGAGGAGUACUUUAAGAGGCGUUUGAGUGAUGAAAACCUCGCCACCAGAAUCAUCAACCACGUGAAGUCAUCAAGGAGCCUCUACACCAUGUGUCAAAUACCGGUUUUCUGCUGGAUCACUGUCACUGUGAUGAAGAAAAUGCUGCGAGACAACUUGACAGGAGUUAUGCCCAAAACCCUGACCGAGAUGUAUGCAUAUCUCCUUCUGUGCCAGACAGACAGGAUGAUGGAAGGGCACUACCCAAUGGAAAGUGACAGCGUUGUUUUGAAGCUAGCAGAACUGGCGUACCGUCAACUGGAGAAGGGUAAACUGAUUUUCUACGCGGCCGACCUGAAAGAAUGUGGCAUGGAUGUCAAAGAGGCAACUAUUUACUCAGGGGUUUGCACAGAGCUUUUUGUGAUGGAGGGAAGAAGGAGGCGUGAAGUUUUUAGCUUCGUACAUUUGACCAUUCAGGAGUUUCUGGCAGCUGUGUACGCCCAUCACUCAUACGUGCAAAAAAGGGACAAUGUUGUUCUUGGGUACCUGAAAAGGAUGCAAACAAGAUGGCUCCCCAAGUCACUGUUCAAGUUUCACAAAACUGCCAUUGAAAAAGCCUUGGAGAGUAAGGAUGGCCACUGGGACCUGUUCCUUCGGUUUCUCCUGGGACUGUCGCUGGAGUCAAACCAGGAGCUCCUGGGUAGGAUAUUGAAUUUGGAGGCAGAAGGAGAGGAAGAUUUGCCAAGAACCGUACAGUUCAUCAAGGAGAAGAUCAGAGAGGAACCAGAGUCCAACCACAACCUGUUCCAUUGCCUGAGUGAGCUCAGAGAGGAGUCUUUGGUGCAGGAGAUCCAGAGCUUUGUGAGUUCCGGGACGCUCGCAGCCAAAAAACUGUCUCCAGUUCAGUGGUCUGCGCUCACAUUUGAACUGAUGACAUCAGACGCCACAGAAGAGGAGUUUGACUUGAAGAAGUACAUACGAUCAGAAGAAGGAGUAGCAAAGCUGCUGGAUGUCAUUACCUCCUCCACACGUGCUCUGCUGAAUCACUGCAAGCUCACUGAAAAGUGCUGCAAGGACUUGGCCUCCGCGUUGAACUCGACCUCCUCUCGUCUGACAGAGCUGGACCUGAGCGACAACAGCCUGAAGGAUUCAGGGGUGAAGCUGCUUUCUGUUGGAUCACGAAAUCCACUCUGUAAACUGAAGAUUUUAAGAUUACAAAAGUGUAAACUGGAAGGGGACUGCUGUGAAACACUGGCUGUUGCUCUCAGCACAGAGUCGACCAAACUCAGAGAACUGGACCUGAGUGCUAAUGAUUUCCAGAAAACAGGAGUAAAGGCUCUGUGUGUGGGACUACACAGCCAUCACUGCAAACUGGAAACACUGAGGUUGAAUCGGUGCAGGCUGAACCAGAGCUGCUGUGAAGAUCUGGCCUCAGUUUUAAAUUCAGGCUCAUCUCACCUGAAAAAUCUUGAGCUGAGUAACAACAGUCUGAAAGAUUCUGGUGUGUCUCAGCUCACUGCUGGACUGAGAAGUCCCCACUGUAGACUGGAGACACUCAGGCUCAGCUGGUGUGGCCUUACACAGAAAUGCUGUGAUCCCAUCGGCUCAGCUCUCAGUAGUGACUCUACCCGCCUCAGAGAACUGGACCUGGCUGGAAACAAGCUGCAGGGUCCAGACAUACAGCUGCUGUGUGCUGGACUGAGAAGUCCACACUGCAAACUGGAGACAUUAAGGGUAAACGAGGGCAAUUUCCAGAAAUGCUGCGCUGAGUUUGCCUCAGUCCUUAGCUGCAACACCUCUCACCUGAAAGAGCUCAAUCUGAGUGGGAACGACCUGCAGGACUCAGAGGUGAAGCUGCUCUCUGAGGGACUUGCAAGUCCACACUGUAAACUGGAGACAUUAGGUCUGUCCUUCUGCGGCGUCACUGUGGAAGGCUGCACUUAUUUGGCCUCAGCGCUGAGCUCCAACCCGUCCUGCCUGAGGCAGCUGGACCUCAGCUACAACUACCUGCAGGACUCUGGAGUGAAGCUGAUCUCUGUUCAUCUGGAUAACCCGCUGUGUAAACUAGAGACACUCAGUGUGGACCACAAUGCAGAGUGCUACUUGAAAUCAACACUGAAGAAAUAUGCUUGCACACUGACGUUUGACACAAACACAGUUGCCACGUCCCUCUUCCUGUACGACGGGGGGAAGCAGGUGACGUGGGUCAGAGAAAGACAGCAGUACCCGGACCAUCCCGAGAGGUUUGAGAGUGUCUCCCAGGUGCUCUGUCACCAAGGCCUCACCCAACGCCACUACUGGGAGGUGGAGUGGCGAGGGCGCUGGGUGGACGUCGGCGUGGCCAUGAGGGGAAUCCGUCGAAGGGCGAGCUCUCACCUCUGUGGGUUUGGCUCCACGGACCAGUCCUGGAGUCUGUACUGCUCUGAGGAUCACUACAUCGCUCAGCACGACCACCAGUCUGUGGAGAUACCAGCACCUCUAUCUGGCUCCCACAGGGUCGGAGUCUACCUGGACUGGCUGGGGGGCACCCUGUCCUUCUACAGCGUCUCCUCUGGGACCCUCAGUCACAUUCACACCUUCUACAGCACUUUCACUGAGCCCCUGCACGCUGGGUUUGCGAUGGAGGAGGAUGACUGCUCUGUACUUAUUUGUACAAUGGAGGACGUGUCAUGACUAAGUUCUCUCUCAGUUUAGAAAGACUGGAUGGAUUUUAGUUGCAGGUGAUAUGGGAAAUAAUUUAAAUUUGAAUGGAGGAAAUUGUGUUUUUCUGCUCACAGAGGGUGAAUGUGAUCGGAAUUUUAGUAAGGUUUUUAAAUAUUCAACCUGGAAGAUAAAUAUAUAUGGAUGGACACUGUAAAAAGGAUAUUGGGACUUUAGUAGAAUCUUCAAUUAAAAAAUGUCUUCCAAG